AUGCUCUUCCAGGCGACCGUGAAGGAAGUCGUGGACACCGUGGAGCUGGUCGUGAAAGAAGUGGUGCUGGAAGUGGUUUCAGUGGUGGUGCUGUUGCUCACCUGGGAACGCACCGUGGUGCUGGAUGUCGUGCUACUCUGCGUUUUGGACGUCGUGGAGAUCGUCGUGCUCCACGACGUGGUCUGCGUGGAGGAGGUGCUGCUGCUGACGGUCACUGAGGACGUGGUCCGUGUCGAGGAGGUCACCGUCACCGAGGAAGAUGUGGAGCUGGUCACCGUCAACGAGGAAGAUGUGGAGCUGGUCACCGUCAACGAGGUCGUGGUAGGCUGA
Molecule: messenger RNA, 330 nt
Organism: Cladocopium goreaui
Lineage: Eukaryota; Dinophyceae; Suessiales; Symbiodiniaceae
Source: the annotation of a GenBank genome assembly